UUACUGGGGAAUGGGGAUGAUAGUGGUGACAGGGUGGUUGGGUUUUACUCUCUGUUUGUUCUUAAUUCUGUUCAUGAACUACUAUCCAUGUGCUCCAUUUUCUACUUCCAUUUCAGAGUGUUGAAUAUUUUGAAUAUGUAAUUGUUGGGUUGGGUGGAGAUAUCAUCGAAGCUAAUGCUGAUUCUUGCGAACAAAGUGCUUCAACUACUUUAAAAUGAGGCAAGAGGAAAACAUCUACUGUCUUGGGACUCUUUUGUUAGGUCGAAACCUGAUAAAUCUAGUGAUGGAAAGUUUAAAGUCCAAUGUACAUUGUGUAAACAAGAUUACAUGUUGGCCCCUACAUCUGGAACAUCAAAUUUGAAGCGUCAUUUGACGAAAGAUUCUAUACAUACGGGGAAAGGGAAAGAGUCUCAAAGUGAACCAAUAGAUCAAAAAACUUAUCGAAAAAAAAUUCCAAUGGCCAUAUAUAGGAAUAAUUAUCCUUUCAAAUUUGUAGAACAUAAAGGCAUCAAGGACAUACAUUCAUAUCUAAAUCCACUAGUGGAACAUAUAUCAAGAAACACAACCAAGUCAGAUAUCUUGAAUAUGUAUGCAAGGGAAAAAAAACUUCUAAAAGUCGAGCUUGCAAUGAUUGCAAUGAUAGCUAGUAGAAUGUGUUUGACAUCUAACAUGUGAAGUUCAUUAGUAUUGAAUGACUGUGUUAAUAGCUCAUUAUGUGGACUUAAAUUGGGUUUUUCAAAAGAGUGUUGAUUUUUCGACGUGUUCCUCCUCCACAUAUUUAGGUCAUUUAUUAAUUGAUUUUCUUAAAGAAUGGGGAAUUAAAAUGAAAAUUUAUACCCUCACUUUAGAUAAUGCUACUUCUAAUAACGGUGUUGUGGAUAAUUUGAAGAAUCAAUUUUCUUUGAUGCGUUCACUAGUUUGUGAAGGAAAGUUUCUUCAUGUUCUUUGUGGAAAUCACAUUCUUAACUUAAUUGUUAAAGCGGGUUCAAGGUUGGUGCGGCUAUUGGGAAAAUGAGAGAAGGUAUUACGUAUAUCAAGAAUUCUGAAACAAGACUAGUGAAAUCUGUGGAGUGCCUUAGUAACCUUGGUUUGCCAUGUUCUAAAAAGUUGCGCCAAGAUAUGCCUAUUCGGUGGAAUUCCACCUAUCAAAUGAUUGAGAGUGCUCCUGCAUAUCAACAAGCAUAUAAUCAUUAUGACUUGAUUGACCCUUAUUUUAAACAUGGUCUUCUUGAAAAUGAAUGGAAAAAGGUUGAGACUGUGGCUAUAUUUUUAAGGUCAUUUUAUGAUAUUACAACUUUGUUUUCCAGAAGCAAGUACCCCACGGCAAAUUUGUAUCUUUCGAAUGUAUGGAGAAUUGAAAUGUUAUUGGUAGAACCAAAAAAAAAGUAAAGAUUCUAUGAUGUGUGAAAUGGUCACUUCUAUGUUCAGGAAGUUUAAGAAAUACUGGAAGUCAUAUAGCAUUAUUUUGUCCAUAGUUAUGGUCCUUGACCCUCGACAUAGCUGAAUUUUGUUAAGUUUUGCUUUUCAAAACUUAAUUUUGAUGCCACUGAAGAAAAAGUUUCGAAGAUAAUAUUAAAAUGUUGUUCAGAGAGUACUUGGUACCUUCUACAACCUUGUUAUCAGAGGAACGUAUUUGUGGUGGUGAUAUAAAUGAUACAAGGGAUUCAUUUGAUGCAAUUGAGGAGUUUAAUGUGUUUCAGAGUCAGUUGGUCAAGUACUGGAAAAACACAACUAGACUUGUAUUUGGAGGUAGCUAAUCUUGACCGUAGAACAAAUUUGAAUCUAGAUGUACUUGGGUUUUGGAAGGAUAAUAGGCUAAGGUAUCCUGAACUUUCAUUAAUAGCACGGGAUGUCUUAAGUGUUCCUAUCACAACAGUAGCCUCAGAAUAUGCUUUAAGCAUUGGAGUCGGGUUAUUGGAAAGUUCUGAAGUUCAAUUCUUCCCACAUAUCUUAUGGUGUUACUGUGUACUAGCGAUUGGAUUUCUGGCCAAGAAUGUUUUAGAUCUUGAUGGAUCCGGAUCGGGAUCCAAUUCUGAUGAAGAUGAGAUUGUUGUUGACCUUCAACCUUAUCUCGAGAAACUUAAAGACCUCGUUCUACAUGUUAUACUGCACAACAAAUGGAAGGAGUGCAUAGUCUUUUUCCUAGAAGGUGCCGUCUUCGAUGAAUUAGUUUCCUCUAUGUUGGUGCAGCUGUUGCGUACUGUAGUUGCAGAUUUACUGGUCCAGCAGCAAGAUUUUAAAAGCAACAGGCAAUGGUUUAGGCAAAAUUGAGUACAGAGUGAUUAAUCUGACUGAGAAAUGCUAUUAAAAUAUUUGUCAUGGAGUAAAUUCCCUCUUUAAGGUUUUUCUGAUUCCGAAACAUACAAUAAGAUG
This is a messenger RNA of Capsicum annuum, 2373 nucleotides long. RefSeq lists its product as uncharacterized. Gene Ontology annotation, molecular function: protein dimerization activity. NCBI's taxonomy places the organism in Eukaryota, Viridiplantae, Streptophyta, Magnoliopsida, Solanales, Solanaceae. Bases 1651 to 2271 code for a protein of 206 amino acids. The record is from RefSeq and is a predicted model, not a curated record. The transcript has 3 exons.